AUGUCUCUUUAUCCGUCUUUGGAGGAUAUGAAAGUUGAUACAAUGGUGCGGGCACAAAUGAGUCAUCAUCAGGCUCCACCCUCGUUCAAUGCACAUCGUGCACCGAGUGGUCCAAAUGCGCUGGCUCAGGUUUACCCUGCACUGGGGGAGUACAUGGGGCUAGAACUCUCCUCUGAUGUUAUUGCCCUGAAUAUGCCUGAAUAUCAGAUGCAAGUAGCUCCUGCAGGUGGUGGUAUCAGCAAUGUCAUAGCACCUAUCUCCUCUCAGUCACCUUCACUUAUAAAAGCAACAGUUACGGGAGCAAUAAGACAAGUUGUUUUAUGCAAAGACAGAGAAGGGGAGUGUGGUCUAAGACUUCACUCGGUGAACAAUGGAGUGUUUGUAUGUUAUGUUGCUGCAGGCAGUCCAGCUGCUCUGGCUGGAUUGAGGUUUGGAGAUCAAGUGCUUGAGAUAAACAAUGUGCCAUUAGCUGGUUUGUCAAUGGAUCAAUGCCAUGUGAUAUUGAAGAAAUCUCCAAACAAUGGCAUAGUAAUGGCUGUUCGUGAUAGACCAUUCGAGCGCACAAUCACUCUUCAUAAGGAUUCUCUUGGACAUGUCGGAUUCCACUUUAAAGAUGGAAAGAUUGUUGGGCUAGUGAAGGAUUCGUCUGCUGCACGCAAUGGAGUUUUGACUGACCACCAGAUUCUAGAAAUAAACACUAUUAAUGUUGUCGGCAUGAAAGAUAAGGAAAUAUCAAGAGUUAUUGAUGACAGUCCCUCUGUUGUUAAUAUAACUAAAAGAACUAAAAGUCAAGCAGCAAGAAGAAAUAAAAUAGCUUUCAUACGGUAUGACAAGUUAAUAGUGAAAGACAAAAAUCCAGCCACCAAAGAAAAUGAAAAGAGGAAGAGAACACCAACAGACUCGCCCAAUCAGCAAGAUAACACUAAACGAGGCGAGACAAGAACAAAAAUCAAUUAAACAAACCCAUUAGGAUUUACAACGCGACCAAGCACUAAUUCAACUCCAAACCUUAACAACCAAUGACAUUCUGCACACAUCAAUAACCGGAAGCGCCCCCCAAGCCGGAUAGCGGUCUCCGUGGGGGAAAAUGACCGCAACCCUCCAGCACAACAAUAUCGAGAACAAUAUCUGGAACAGCACCCUAAAACAAGACAACUCUCUGCAAAACAAAACUUAAACGAUAGACAAACCCCUAAACGAAAUGUCAACCUACACAUAGCAACACUAAAUGUAUUAACCC
Messenger RNA from Chilo suppressalis (striped riceborer), 1240 nucleotides. NCBI's taxonomy places the organism in Eukaryota, Metazoa, Arthropoda, Insecta, Lepidoptera, Crambidae. The record is from the annotation of a GenBank genome assembly.